Molecule: messenger RNA, 4844 nt
Organism: Cynocephalus volans (Philippine flying lemur)
Lineage: Eukaryota; Metazoa; Chordata; Mammalia; Dermoptera; Cynocephalidae
Gene: AP3D1
Product: adaptor related protein complex 3 subunit delta 1
Exons: 31
Coding region: 92-3724 (1210 amino acids)
Biological process (GO): synaptic vesicle membrane organization; Golgi to vacuole transport; anterograde synaptic vesicle transport
Cellular component (GO): AP-3 adaptor complex; terminal bouton; presynaptic endosome
Source: RefSeq, a predicted model, not a curated record
CAGCGCUCCGCGGGCGGCAGGCGCGGCCCCCGAGCCUCCGCACGGCGCCGGGCCGCGAGCCUCGCGGGGCCGGAGCCCGAGGGUCGCCGCGAUGGCCCUCAAGAUGGUCAAGGGCAGCAUCGACCGCAUGUUCGACAAGAACCUGCAGGACCUGGUCCGCGGCAUCCGCAACCACAAGGAGGACGAGGCAAAAUACAUCUCUCAGUGCAUUGAUGAAAUCAAGCAAGAGCUGAAGCAGGAUAAUAUAGCAGUGAAAGCCAACGCAGUCUGCAAGCUGACCUAUCUACAAAUGCUGGGAUAUGACAUCAGUUGGGCUGCCUUCAACAUCAUAGAGGUGAUGAGCGCCUCUAAGUUCACAUUCAAGCGCAUUGGCUACCUUGCUGCUUCCCAGUGCUUCCACGAAGGCACCGACGUGAUCAUGCUGACGACAAACCAGAUCCGCAAGGACCUGAGCAGCCCCAGCCAGUACGACACUGGAGUUGCACUGACUGGUCUGUCCUGUUUUGUUACCCCAGAUCUUGCCAGAGACUUGGCAAAUGACAUCAUGACACUGAUGUCACACACGAAGCCUUACAUCAGGAAGAAGGCUGUGCUGAUCAUGUACAAGGUGUUCCUGAAGUACCCCGAGUCACUGCGUCCCGCCUUUCCCCGGCUCAAAGAGAAGCUGGAGGACCCCGACCCCGGGGUUCAGUCAGCAGCCGUGAAUGUCAUCUGCGAACUGGCCAGGCGCAACCCCAAGAACUAUCUGUCCCUGGCCCCGCUGUUCUUCAAGCUGAUGACAUCCUCAACCAACAACUGGGUCCUCAUCAAGAUCAUCAAACUGUUUGGUGCUCUGACGCCUUUGGAGCCGAGGCUGGGCAAGAAGCUGAUCGAGCCUCUCACCAACCUGAUCCACAGCACGUCUGCCAUGUCCCUUCUCUACGAAUGUGUGAACACCGUGAUCGCAGUGCUCAUCUCCCUGUCCUCCGGCAUGCCCAACCACAGUGCCAGCAUCCAGCUUUGUGUUCAGAAACUAAGGAUAUUAAUAGAAGACUCCGAUCAAAACUUGAAGUAUCUGGGGCUCUUGGCCAUGUCCAAGAUCCUGAAGACCCACCCCAAGUCCGUGCAGUCACACAAAGACCUCGUCCUGCAGUGCCUAGACGACAGGGACGAGUCAAUCCGCUUGCGGGCCCUCGACCUGCUCUACGGGAUGGUGUCCAAGAAGAACCUGAUGGAGAUCGUCAAGAAGCUGAUGACACACGUUGAUAAGGCUGAAGGCACCACCUACCGCGACGAGCUGCUCACUAAGAUCAUUGACAUCUGCAGCCAGGCCAACUACCAGCACAUCACCAACUUCGAGUGGUACAUCAGCAUCCUGGUGGAGCUGACGCGGCUGGAGGGCACCCGCCAUGGCCAUCUCAUCGCUGCCCAGAUGCUGGACGUGGCCAUCCGGGUGAAGGCCAUCCGCAGGUUUGCUGUGUCCCAGAUGUCCGCAUUGCUUGACAGCGCCCACCUGGUGGCCAGCAGCACCCAGCGAAACGGCAUCUGUGAGGUGCUCUAUGCUGCCGCCUGGAUCUGCGGGGAGUUCUCGGAGCAUCUACAGGAACCUCAGCACACCCUUGAGGCCAUGCUGCGGCCCAAAGUCACCACGCUGCCCGGCCACAUCCAGGCUGUGUAUGUGCAGAACGUGGUCAAGCUGUACGCGUCCAUCCUGCAGCAGAAGGAGCAGGCUACGGAGACCGAGGCAGCCCAAGAGGUCACCCAGCUCAUGGUCGACCGGCUGCCCCAGUUUGUGCAGAGCGCGGACCUGGAGGUGCAAGAACGGGCGUCUUGCAUCCUGCAGCUGGUCAAGCACAUCCAGAAGCUGCAGGCCAAAGAUGUGCCUGUUGCAGAGGAAGUGAGCGCCCUCUUUGCAGGAGAGCUAAACCCAGUGGCUCCCAAGGCGCAGAAAAAGGUUCCAGUCCCUGUAGGCCUGGACCUGGAUGCCUGGAUCAAUGAGCCGCCCUCGGACAGCGAGUCAGAGGAUGAGAAGCCCACGGCUAUGUUCCAUGCUGAGGAGCAGAGGCAGGCCCGGCCCCGGCCGCCUGAGGCCGACGAAGAGGAGCUGGCCCGGCGUCGAGAGGCGCGGAAGCAGGAGCAGGCCAACAACCCAUUCUACAUCAAGAGCUCUCCAUCCCCACAGAAGCGGUACCAGGACAUGCCGGGCGUGGAGCACAUACCUGUGGUGCAGAUUGACCUCUCGGUGCCUCUGAAAGUCCCAGGGAUGCCCAUGUCUGAGCAGUACGUGAAGCUAGAGGAGGAACGUAGGCACCAGCAGAGGCUGGAGAAGGACCAGAGGCGGAAGAAGAAGAAGGAGAAGGCGAGGCGGGGCCGGCACCACCGCCACAGCUCACUGCCCACAGAGAGCGACGAGGACAUCGCCCCCGCCCAGCGGGUGGACAUCGUCACUGAGGAGAUGCCUGAGAAUGCUCUGCCCAGUGAUGAGGAUGACAAAGACCCCAACGACCCCUACAGGGCCUUGGACAUCGACCUGGAUAAGCCCUUAGCUGACAGCGAGAAGCUUCCCGUCCAGAAACACAGAAACGCCGAGACCUCCAAAUCCCCCGAGAAAGAGGACGUUCCCGUAGUAGAGAAAAAGAGGAAGAAACCUAAGAAGGAGAAGAAACACAAGGAGAAAGCGAAAGAGAAAGGGAAGCAGGCAGAGAAGAAGGAGGGCGAGGACUUAGAUUUCUGGCUGUCUACCACCCCACCACCUGCCGCUGCCCCUGUCCCAGUCCCUUCCUCGGAUGAGCUGGGUGUGGAAACCACUGUCGUCCCUAAAGACGAGUGUGAGGAACCCAGAGGGGAGGAGCCAAAGGAUGAGGAGGGAGAGGCUGGUGAGCGAGGCCCGGACAAGAAUCCCUCCAAGCAUAAGAAGAAAAAGCACAAGAAGGAGGAGCGGCCCAGAGACAGGAAGAAGCCCAAGAAGCGGCAGCAGCCCGAGAGCGCGGCGGGCCCCGUGCAGAACGGCGCGCUGGAGGAGGAGCCGCUCCCGCCCAUGUCCAGCUACUCCCUCCUCGCUGAAAAUUCUUACAUUAAAAUGACGUAUGACAUCCAGGGCAGCUUGCAGAAGGACAGCCAGGUCACCGUGUCCAUCAUCCUGGAGAACCAGAGCAGCAGCUUUCUGAAGAGCAUGGAACUCACCGUGCUCGACUCGCUCAACGCCAGGAUGGCCCGGCCAGAGGGCUCCUCGGUGCAUGACGGCGUCCCCGUGCCUUUCCAGCUGCCUCCAGGUGUCUCCAAUGAAGCCCAGUUUGUGUUCACUGUCCAGAGCAUCAUCAUGGCCCAGAAGCUCAAGGGGACCCUAUCCUUCAUUGCAAAGAAUGACGAAGGGGCCACCCAUGAGAAGCUGGACUUCCGGCUGCACUUCAGCUGCACUUCGUACCUGAUCACCACACCAUGCUACAGCGACGCCUUUGCCAAGCUGCUGGAGUCUGGGGACCUGAGCAUGGGCUCAAUCAAAGUCGAUGGCAUUACCAUGUCCUUCCAGAACCUUCUGGCAAAGAUCUGUUUCCAUCACCAUUUUUCUGUUGUGGAGCGAGUGGAUUCCUGUGCUUCCAUGUACAGCCGCUCCAUCCAGGGCCACCACAUCUGCCUGCUGGUGAAGAAGGGCGAGAGCUCAGUCUCGGUGGACGGGAAGUGCAGUGAAGCCACGCUGCUGGCCAACCUGCUGGAGGAGAUGAGGGCCACGCUGGCCACCUGCUGAGGGCGCACUCAAGCGUCACCCUAACUCCACCCUCGUCCACUGCACAGACACAGAGGUCCAUGUUGCAUUGGUUUGUUUCAUCAUCAUUUUUUACUCCAACUCUGUUCACUCUCUUCGGCAAGCAGCCCCGUUCCUGUCUCCAAACCAGCAAGGGGUCCCCCCAGCCUGGCUCUGCACCCUGCUCUGUGCAGGGGUCGACUCUGGGAAUGCAGCAGCAGGGGCUGCCCCUGGCACAAGCAGGACUGCCAUCCGGGAGGACCGCCAGGACCUGGUGGCCAUCAGGGUGAGGGGUGCCCAGCACAUAGGGCGGGGCUCCCGUGGCCCCUGUGUUUCCCACGUCUCCUCUGGGAGAGCCCUUGUGGCUGCUUCUGUCCCCAGAUGUCCUGACUGGUGCCGUCUGCCGGAAGGUGAGGACUGGGCUGCCGUCACCGAGGUUCUCCCUCCCCAGAACCCACAGCGAGAAACGGUCAUGAGGCUGCUGUCCAUUGCCUGCAUGCCCGUGGGCUGGCUGGCAGCCCAGCCCCAGUGUCCCCAGGCCAGGCUGCGGCAGAAAGGGCCAGGGACAUAGGGCGGAGGAUGUGGUCAGAACCACUGACGGGCCAGGGAUGGACCUUUUUGUUUUCAUUUUUCCUGUUCAGUGGAAGUAUAUCUCAUUGGGUUUGUUGAGGGUGGACUGUUGGAGUUGUGGGGUUCUGUGCCCCUGCUAGUCACUGUGCGCACCACAGGGCUUUGUCUGCGUCAUACCCAUAGCUGUCGGGAGGGCCCAGGGCGGACCUGAAGAGUCGCUCACAGGCAGAGCAGCUGCUGGGCAGCACAAGGGGGACCCUGGCACAGCCUGUUCCCUGUGGCUGGCCAGCUUGGGCAGGAGACUGGAUUUUCCUGAGAUGACCAUGGUCCUUUGUGACAGUUUAAAUCUCCCUUUUGAUGAAAACUGUCACUUUAGCAUGUAGAGUAAUCUAUUACAGAAUCCUGUGCAGUGAUUCUAGAAUUUUGAAAUUGUAUGAUGUGUUACAUAAGAAUUUAUUUGCUAUUGACAUUCCCGUAUAAAGAAGAGAGAGACAUAUCACUCUGCUGUAAUGAUUUUGUGUCAAGAUGAUCCAAUAAAGUUGCAAAACAGACA